This is a messenger RNA of Diaporthe citri, 1434 nucleotides long. RefSeq lists its product as uncharacterized. The record is from RefSeq and is a predicted model, not a curated record. Lineage: Eukaryota; Fungi; Ascomycota; Sordariomycetes; Diaporthales; Diaporthaceae. The transcript has a single exon. Bases 1 to 1434 code for a protein of 477 amino acids.
AUGAGGAAGCUCAUGUUCUCCCCAAAGUCCAAGGCGAGCAAGCUGACACGCCACGACAAAGACGCCCCUAGCCCGCCAGGGACAGCAGAUUCCACCAUAUCCAGGCUGUCCAUCGAUGAGCCGUCCAAGUCGCCCAGACCAAGCUUCAGCUCUGCCUCCCACGUAACCACGAACUCGAGAAGCGCCGCCAACGACAGCCUGCCACCCCAGGAGUUGAAGCCCCCACACAGCUCCCCUUCCGACCGUCGCCCGUCCUCAGCCCUGGCUCCUGACGGCUCCAACGGCACCCCUCGGAGGAUGGCCUCGAUCCGGCCCGUCUCCAGCUUCGACGACGGCCCUACACCCCCAGCCGAAUCCUCUCUCGAGGCCUCGCCUUCGCUUUCCAACGGUCGCUCAAACUCGGUGCUCUCAAGCUCCCCCAACAGCAACGCCAGUGCAAUGUCUCCUACAAUGGAGAGGAGACAGCAUGACCAAAAUGGCACAUCAGACAGGAUACCAGCAGGCCGCCUCAGGCCCAAGAUAUCAGCACAGUACCUGGCCAAUGCCAGCCACGAUGGAAAUCGACGCGCCCCCUCUCCAAGAUCCGUCGACAUACCGCAGAGGGAGAGCAGCAUUGGAGGGCCGGAGCGGUCAGCAGCCAAGGCAAACGCGGAAGGACAAGACGAGGUUGGCUUUGACUCGGCAGUAGGCAAGGCCGCGCUGGGCAAGACGGGCCGUGUCAUGAACAAGCUUAUAUCCGAGAACGAGGCGCUGAAGCGAGACCUGCGAAUCGAGAAGCUCAACUCGGAGGAAUCGAGACGAGAGGCCAAACUGCUCCAGGACAAGAUGGAGAGGAUGGUCGCGGAUUAUGAGAGUCGUCUCCUAGAAUCCAACGUCACCAAGACCCUGCUAGCCAGGAAAGAGCGUCAGGUCGAGGGCCUGCAGGAAGUUAUAGAACUCGAGAAGAAACGGACGAGCGAUGCCCAGACCAAGGAACAAACCUGGAAAGGCGAGAUGGAGAAGAUGCGAGACGAGACGACCAGAAAGGUUGAGAACGCCACGACCCACGCGGCGCUGAUGGAGGGCCGGUACAACGCCAUCAGCAGCCACUGGAAGGAUCAAGGCGAGGAGGUCAAGCGUGCCACGACCAAGAUGGGCAAAGAGGUAGCCAGUCUGGUUGCCGAGAGGAAGAAGGAUGACGAGAAGAUCACGACCCUGAGGGAGCUUUGCGACCAGCAAGACGGAAACAUCAAGGACUUGCUACAGCAGAAGGAUACUCUCACGCGGCAAUUCGAAGCCUACAAGAAGGAGCAGGAGGCACUGUUACAAAAUAUCAAGACGAACGCAUCCAAGACAGAAGCAGACCAGGAACGCAUGCUGCAGGAGGCCAAGGAAACACUCGACAAGCUGAGAUGGGCGCUGAACAUCAAAGGAAACAUUAAAUGGGCCCAGUGA